This is a messenger RNA of Miniopterus natalensis, 4829 nucleotides long. It is a transcript of the gene ZNF658, whose product is annotated as zinc finger protein 658. Gene Ontology annotation, biological process: regulation of cytokine production; negative regulation of transcription by RNA polymerase II; regulation of immune system process. NCBI's taxonomy places the organism in Eukaryota, Metazoa, Chordata, Mammalia, Chiroptera, Miniopteridae. Gene Ontology annotation, cellular component: nucleoplasm. Gene Ontology annotation, molecular function: DNA-binding transcription repressor activity, RNA polymerase II-specific; RNA polymerase II cis-regulatory region sequence-specific DNA binding. The record is from RefSeq and is a predicted model, not a curated record.
CCGCCCCCUCUCGCCCGCCGCCCUCUGGCGCGAGAGAGAGACGCGCUGGGUUUGUGCCGGAGCAGAGGCUGCGCCCGGGGUGAGGGCGCUGAGCGCCUGCGGGUCAGCUGAACCCUCAACAGUUUUUACCUUCUUGCAGGAGCAGCAGAAAAUGAACAUAGCUCAGGGAUCAGUGUCAUUUGAAGACGUGACUGUGGAGUUCACCAGGGAUGAGUGGCAGUACGUGGGUCCUGCUCAGAGGACCCUGUACAGAGAGGUGAUGAUGGAGAACUACAGCCAUCUUGUCUCCAUGGGGUAUUGCAUUACCAAACCCCAGGUGAUCUUCAAGUUGGAGCAAGGUGAAGAGCCCUGGUCCUUAGAGGAAGAAUUCCUAAACCAGAGGUCCCCAGGAUAUUACCAAGUUGAUGUCCACAUUGUGGGGAAACAGGAAAAACAAGAGAAACCUCUGUGGCAAGUACUAUUAAUUGAUAACAAGCCAUUGAGUAAAGAAAGGCAGAAAAUUUUAGGAAAACCAGUUAAUCCGGAUAUAACUCCAAAUUUUUCAGGAAAAAUGCCCAGUAAAUGUGAAUCAGGUAGAAUGAAUUUCCCACUUGUUUCUGACUUAAUUAUUAGUGAUAGGAACUAUUCAAAAAAGAAGGUUGAUUACAUGAAUUUAUGUGAAAAGUUGCAGCUUGGUAUUAAACAUGAGAAAACUCAUACUGGAGAGAGGUCUUACAAAUAUAAUAAAAAUGUGAAUGCUCUCAGUCAUACGAAAGAUCAUCAGAAAUUUCAAACUCUGGAGCAACCUUUUGCAUGUAAUGAAUUUGGAAAAAUUUUACGUGAUAAAACUAUGGUCUGUGUUACAGUUAAGAGUUCUCUAACAGGAGAGGAAUCCUGUAAGGAUGAUGUAUUUAGGAAAAGCUGUGAUAAGGCAUCUCUAUUUACCCACAUGGGAACUGGCACAAGAGAGAAAUGCUUUGAUCUUAAUGAACGUGGGAGAUCCUGUGACAGAGCCACCAUUGUGGAAUACAAUAAAGUUCACAUGGCUAUGACACACUGUCAAUGUAAUGAAAGUGGAAAUAACUUCAAUAGGAAUUUACCCCUCAUUCAGCCUCAGAGAACUGUUACAAGGCAUGGUGCUUUUGAAAGCAGUAAGUGUGAAGGAAACUUGACCCAAAGCUCAGCCCAUCUAGUACAUCAGAAGACAAAAACUGGAGAUAAGGUCUGUGUUUUAAAUGGAUGUACAAGUGCCUCCUACCAGGACUUAGACCUUAAAAUACAUCAGAGAACUCAGACAGAAGAGAAAUUCUACCGAUAUGAUAAACAUGGGGAAUCCUUACAUCAAAACUCACUCCUCAGUAUACAUCAGGAAAGUAACACAGAAGAGAAGUCAUUUGAAAGUAAUGAAUUCAGGAAGUUCUUUUACCAGAAAGUACACCUCAAUAAGCAUCAGAGGGACUACUCAGAGGAGAAAACUUACGAGUGUAAGGAAUGUGGGAAAUUGUUUUGUUCAAAUUCACACACUAUUCAUUUUCCUGGAACUCAUAUGGGGGUCAGUCUGUAUGAGUAUAAUGAAUGUGAGAAAACUUUCUGUCAAAUGUCAAACCUCAGUGAACAUCUGACAAUUCACGCAAAGGAGAAACCUUAUGAUAACAAUGGAUGUGGGAAAUCUUAUAAGACGGCUGCCCUCUUAGUACAACAGAGAACACACAAACAGAUUAAACUCUAUCAAAGUAAUGAAUAUGGGAAAUCAUUCUCCAGGAUGACAGAGCUCAGAAAACAUCAGAAAAUUCAUGCAGAGGAGAAACUCUAUGAGUGUAUUGAAUGUGGGAAAACUUUCUCCAAGAUGUCGCAUCUUAGAGCACAUCAGAGAAUUCACAGAGUCAGAAAACCCUAUGAAUGUAUUGCAUGUGGGAAAUCUUUCUCUAACAAGACACACCUCAGUUCACAUCAGAGAAUUCAUACAGGGGAGAAACCUUAUGAAUGUAAUGAAUGUGGGAAAACCUUUGCUGAUAAUUCAACCCUCAGAACACAUCAGAGAAUUCACACAGGGGAGAAACCCUAUGGAUGUAAUGAAUGUGGGAGGUCCUUCGCCCGUAAUUCAGCCCUCAGAGUACAUCAGAGAAUUCAUACUGGGGAGAAACUUUAUGAAUGUAAUGAAUGUGGGAAAACUUUUUCCCAGAAGACACACCUCAGUACACAUCAGAGAAUUCAUACAGGUGAGAAACCCUAUGGAUGUAAUGAAUGUGGGAAAACUUUCUCCAAGAAGUCGUACUUUAGUGGACAUGAGAGAAUUCACAAAGGAGAAAAGCCUUAUGAAUGUAAAGAAUGUGGGAAAACCUUUGUCUAUAAAGCAGACCUCAUAGUCCAUCAAAGAAUUCACACAGGAGAGAAACCCUAUGAAUGUAAUGAAUGUGGGAAAACUUUUUCCCAGAAGACACACCUCAGUACACAUCAGAGAAUUCAUACAGGUGAGAAACCCUAUGGAUGUAAUGAAUGUGGGAAAACCUUCUCCCAGAAAUCAUACCUCCGUGGACACGAGAGAAUUCACAAAGGGGAAAAGCCUUAUGAAUGUAACGAAUGUGGGAAAACCUUUGGCUAUAAAGCAGCACUCAUAGUCCAUCAAAGAAUUCACACAGGAGAGAAACCCUAUGAAUGUAAUGAAUGUGGGAAAACUUUUUCCCAGAAGACACACCUCAGUACACAUCAGAGAAUUCACACAGGGGAGAAACCUUAUGAAUGUAAUGAAUGUGGGAAAACUUUUGCUGAUAAUUCAGCCCUCAGGGCACAUCAGAGAAUUCACACAGGAGAGAAACCCUAUGAAUGUAAUGAAUGUGGGAAAUCUUUCUCCAAGACCUCACACCUCAGAGCACAUCUGAGGACACACACAGGGGAGAAACCCUAUGAAUGUAAUGAGUGUGGGAAAACUUUCUCCCAAAAGUCAUAUGUUAGUGCACAUCAGAGAAUUCAUACAGAGGAGAAACCCUAUGAAUGUAAUAUAUGUGGAAAACCUUUUGCCCAUAAUUCAACCCUCAGAGUACAUCAGAGAAUUCAUACAGGUGUAAAAGCCUAUGAAUGUAAUGAAUGUGAGAAAACUUUCUUCCAAAAAUCACACCUUAGUGCACAUCAGAGAAUUCAUACAGGGGAGAAACCCUAUGAAUGUAACGAAUGUGGGAAAGCUUUUGCCCAAAAUUCAACUCUCAGAGUACACCAGAGAAUUCACACAGGGGAGAAACCAUAUGAAUGUAAUCAAUGUGAGAAAACUUUUGUUCGUAAGGCAGCUCUUCGAGUCCAUUAUAACAGAAUGCACACCAGAGAGAAAAACCUUCCAUGAAUUUGGGAAGUCCUGAAGAAACUCAUGACUUAUUAGACAACACAUAAUGGAGUAGGUCAUGUCACAUAGACUGACAAAUUGUUUGCUUUAACUAUUUCCUUUUCUAAUAGGCACAAGCUUGUCUAAAUUUCCCAAUCUGUCCUUCAUUUGGGUGGGGCUGGUCAUGAAUUAUGAUGCUAGUACAUUUCAGCAAAGUUUGACCUUAAAAAGUCACCUUACAUCCUUCCUGUUCUUUGUUGUACUGGAAUGGAGAAAUUUCCAUGGCAGACUUGUGUGCUGUGUAUUGAACAUAGAGUACAAUGUGAAAGAAGUUAGAUUCUGUAUAAUGGUGAAACAAUUUUCCAUUAACAGAUCUUCCCCUGUUAUUUUUUUCCUAAAGCAGAAAUUAAGUUUGUACUGUGUUGAGCUCUUAAAGAUUUUGGUUUAUUGGUUAAAUGCAUAUAGUUUAGCCAAUUAUGUUAGAAUGGGGUGAAACCUUUUAACCCUGGGUCAUUGGUGCCAAUUCAGCACUGAUAUGAAUCCAGUUUGGGGUGCAGUGGGGAAGGAAACUUGACUCAGUGUUAAUAGUGGUACAGCAUGGUUGUGAAACCAGCACAGCUGUGAGGCUGCCCUGGGGCUAGGUCACCCUGGGGGCAGGACUCUCUUCUGCUAGGCAGCUUUGGUCUGCUCUGGGACCAGAGACAUUGUCCCUGUAUGGAUGGAUAGAAGUCCCCACCCUGGUCCCUGAUUGGUCUGUCCUCAUGCAAAUGAGGAAUACAAAUCCUCAGUUUGAUUGGUCCAAAGGCACUGUCCUGAUUGGUCAGAAUAGAGCUGCUUUAGUUGGAUGGAGAAAGCCUCAAUCCUAUUAGUUGAAAUAGGGUUCCAGGAAAUAUUUAUAGGGGUUGGCUCAGAUGGCAGGCAGUUUAAUGCAGAGGCUUCUCCAUGAAGUGCAUUUACAAUGAGUCCUCUGUGCAGAAAUGGCUGCUAGGCUCUGCUUUUAUUUUAGCAGAGUUAGCCACCAGGAGCCCUUCUUAGUGCCUUUUUGCCUUUCAGGGUUCACAAACCCUGUAAAUAUAAUAAAUGUCAGAAGACCUAUCAGAAUUCAACUUGUCAUUGUACGUUAGAGACUUCACAUGAGGAAGGCAACUUCUGUCAGUAUCCUGAAUGAUCAGAUAACCUCAUUAAAAAUGAGAGAAAUCUCAGGGAAAACACAAAAGCCUUUACUUCCAAGUGAACUUCAUUAAACAUCGAAUAAUUAAGAUUAGAUUAAAAUUUUAUAUUUUGAUAAGUGACAUUUUUAACACAUUGAGUUUGCAUCAGAUAAUUUUUUUCUAAGAAAAUGUAUCAGUUUCAGAAUUGGUAAAAUCUUCACCUGGAACUGAUAUACUAAAACAUGUUUUAUAUGUAAUAUUAAGUUUUAUAGAAAAUAUGUAAGAAAAUAUUUACCUAUGCACAAACUCACUGUGGAUAUUUUAAAGAUAGAAGAAUAACUUGAAUUUUGUGGACACCACAAUAAAUGUUUGUGACCAGUCUCUGA